GAGAUUUAGCAACUGCACCCAGCAAUUUUCAGAGCUAACUUACACAAAUAGAGGUGUGCAGGCAUUGUGUCCUUCAAGGAACUAAGCCUAGAAAAUCAUGGAUUACACACAUUUUUUUAUCUUUCUUGGUUCCUUAGUGGUACUUCACUAUGCGGUAAAACUGCUGUGUUUUAUAAGGAUGCUUUGUCCCAAAUUCUUCUUUCCAUUGCCCAAGUCAUUCCUCAGAUCCAUGGGAGAGUGGGCAGUUGUGACCGGUGGAUCAGAGGGGAUAGGAAGAGCAUAUGCCUUUGAGCUGGCCAGCCACGGGAUGAACGUCAUAAUUCUCAGCAGAAGCAAAGACAAACUGGAGCGUACAGCCAAAGAGAUCGAAGAAGAAACUGGCAAGAGGGUGAAAGUGUUGGUGGCCGACUUCUCACGUGAUGAUGUAUAUAGGGAGAUUGAAGACAACCUUAAAGACCUAGAGAUUGGUGUUCUUGUCAAUAACGUUGGCAUUCUCCCCUCCAUGAUCCCUUCAAAAUUCCUGGAGACCAAAAACUUAAAUCAGACAAUGACUGAUGUCAUAAAUUGCAAUAUGAGAGCUAUGGCAGAGAUGUGCAGAAUAUGUCUUCCUGGCAUGGAGAAAAGAGGAAAGGGAGUGAUUGUGAAUCUUUCCUCAGGAGUGGCCACUAUUCCUUGUCCUCUAUAUAGCCUCUACAGCGCAUCUAAGGUGUUUGUCGAAAGAUUUUCUCUUUGCCUUCAGGCUGAAUACAGUGCCAAAGGAAUUAUUAUACAGACAAUAGCUCCAUUCUCAGUGUCCACUGCCAUGAUAGGCUUCCAGAAAGGCGGGCUGGCGAUUCUUCCGGAAGACUUUGUGAGAACCUCUCUGCAGUAUCUAAAGGCUGGAGGCAAAAUCAACGGCAGCGUUGGCCACACCUUUAUGGGUUGGCUCCUACAGUCUCUUCCCUCUGGGAUUCUCCACUCUGAAGCUAUGCAGGAAGGUUUUAUAGCCUAUGUCAAGAAAGCUGUCGCAGGUGAACGGCAUUCAUCUGUAAAUAAGCCUCAAGUCGGGGAGAGCUUUGUGCCCGCUGCCAACAUUGCCCUCAACAAACUCACUGCCUGAUGUUUCAUGUGCUGUUUAUACACUGCUCCAAAAGACGACCGUCACUUUUAAUGGCUAUGUAUGUUUCCGUUGUCCCCAACCCAGACCAGUUGGGAGAGGGUGUGGGUUGGCUGUGGUGUAUCGCUCAGAUUUGUCAAACAACUCACUCUAUUUGAUGUUACAUCCUUUGAAUAUAUUGGUCUUAAGAUUGCUUCAUCCCCUUCAAUAAUGCUGUUGGUAGUAUGUCGCCCACCUAAACCAUCUACACAUUUUCUGUCCGAACUGAAUAAACUCUUCACAGUUAUCUUAUCUGUCUGCCCUUCUGUUAUUAUGGUUAAUAACAGAAGAUAUUCCUCUAAUAUCUAUCACCUACCGGGACCUUAGGUCCAUUGAACCAUCUUUGCUGCCUCCAUACAGGCAUCACCUCUGUCUGACCUACAGGAUGAGCUCUCCUCACCUGAUAACUUGGUCACGAAAUAUAAUGCCACUCUCUCCAGACUCCUGGAUAAUGUAGCCCCGGUCAAGAAUAGGCUUGUACCUGCCACCCACUCAUGCCCCUGGAACACAGGACGCCACAGGACGCCAGCUUGAGCGACCUGUAUAAGAAAACUAGCCUCACUAUUCACUCAAUGCUAUACACCGAACGCAUCCCAAGUACAGGGAUGCCCAAAAUGCUGCUUGUGCUCCCCCUGCUCUAAAAAUGGCUCCAGUUACCCCCAUUUUAAAGAAGCCCAACUCAGAUCCCAAUACCCUGUCCAACUACCGUCCUAUUUCAAACCUCCCCUUCCUGGCUAAAUUACUGGAAAAAGUGGACUUUUCAACUUCAGUACUUUCUCAACGACAAUUAACUUUAUGAGCAUUUCCAAUCUGGUUUCUGUACACAUCACAGCCCAGAGACUGCACACCUUCAAGUCGUAAACGACCCUCUCCGGUCUGUUGAUAACGGUUCCCCAAACAUUCUAAUCUUGGACAUCAGCGGUGCAUUCGACACAGUCAACCAUAAUGUGCUCAUCACCCGCCUGUCAGCUCUGGGUAUCUCAGACAUAGUCCUCCACUGGUUCCGGUCCUACCUCUCCAACAGACAAAAGUUUGUCACUCUGGGCCCUCAUAAGUCUUCCACAUCCCCUGUCACUUGUGGUGUCCCUCAGGGUUCUGUUCUUGGGCCUCUCCUCCUCCUCAUAU
Molecule: messenger RNA, 2260 nt
Organism: Gadus chalcogrammus (walleye pollock)
Lineage: Eukaryota; Metazoa; Chordata; Actinopteri; Gadiformes; Gadidae
Gene: hsd17b3
Product: hydroxysteroid (17-beta) dehydrogenase 3
Exons: 11
Coding region: 98-1099 (333 amino acids)
Cellular component (GO): endoplasmic reticulum
Molecular function (GO): testosterone dehydrogenase (NADP+) activity
Source: RefSeq, a predicted model, not a curated record